This is a messenger RNA of Metschnikowia bicuspidata var. bicuspidata NRRL YB-4993, 901 nucleotides long. RefSeq lists its product as uncharacterized. Lineage: Eukaryota; Fungi; Ascomycota; Pichiomycetes; Serinales; Metschnikowiaceae. The record is from RefSeq and is a predicted model, not a curated record. The transcript has a single exon. The annotation marks the transcript as partial.
GAACAAGCCAGGCUAAGACAUAUAGCCGCCUCCGAAUGGUAUAACUUCUUGCUUGACAAAACAGGUCAAUUCUUCACACACUUGGAGUGGACCUUCACGAAAAACGAAAUCGCCUAUUUCGAAGCGUGGAAAGAAGUGGUACCCAGGACAAGGACCAUACCGAUACCAGGCGAAAGCUCAAAGUACAAUCAGGAGCAGAUCAAACAAAUGCUAGCAAAAACUCCAUACCUCGACCAAGCAGAGAAAAAAGCCAUUGGUAAGGAGACUUUCAAAUCCUUAAGUCGCAAAAAGCAAGAAAAGCAACUCCCGAUAAUGCCACAACGCUUUGUUCGCUUAUGUCCCGCGGUCCGCCAGACCAAAAGGUGGAAACGUUUCUGGAAAGCCUUGUAUAAGGCAGAAUGGAUAAAGCGAUACGAUCUUUCGUCCAUCCAUCACUUCAAUUACGGAUCAUAUGUCCCGCGCAGGACCCUACCGAGCGACACAGCAGAUUUUCAAUGCCAUCUUUGCACAGAACAAAUCCACAACAACGGAGACGCCACCGACGCUUUCCUAAGCCAUAUCUACAACAACUGCGAAACAUCCAAAUACUGGUGGCAAGAGCUAAAAUUUACCAAGCCCAUGAGCUUGAACUCAAUGUUGGCCCCAGCCGACAACUCAUUGGAGAACUUAACAAAAUUAAAUUGGUUCGUCACCACGAUCUUCAAGGUCUACACCAGAAGGCGUGGCGAGUCGCAGGAAGUGGGAUCCUUAAGUCCGCUACAACCAGCCGAGUUGAAGCGACUACUACAGGAGACCUAUCCUAGGAGUCGAUGACGUAAUAUCCAAUACGUAAACAGAUACGUGCCAUGAGGACUGUCCAGGCCGUGACUAACGGAAGGGGACGGGCCGAGCUAAGACACUU